Molecule: messenger RNA, 1971 nt
Organism: Selaginella moellendorffii
Lineage: Eukaryota; Viridiplantae; Streptophyta; Lycopodiopsida; Selaginellales; Selaginellaceae
Product: pentatricopeptide repeat-containing protein At4g02750-like
Exons: 2
Coding region: 1-1971 (656 amino acids)
Molecular function (GO): protein binding
Source: RefSeq, a predicted model, not a curated record
AUGGAUCGCAGGGAAUGCAUCAAGCUCCUCGAUUCGUGCACGGAUCUCGCCGCCGCGGACAAGCUCGACGCCCACGUCCGUGCUCGCUACGGCGAUGCCGAUCGAUUCCUGGCCAACAAGCGCCUGGAGAUGUUUGGGCGGUGCGGGAGCACUGGCAGGGCGCGGGAGAUUCUCGACGGCAUCGCCCUGGGCGACAGGGAUUGCUUCUCGUGGGAUCUCAUGCUCUCCGCAUAUGCCAAGAAUGGACAGAUCGAUGCCGCCACACAGCUCUUCCGUGAGAUGCACGGCACGACGAUCGUCUCGUGGAACACGAUGCUCGCGGCAUAUUCCCGAGAUUUUAGUCGGGCCAUCGCCAUUGUUUUUGACGAGAUGCCUGAAAGGGAUCUCGUCUCCACGACCGCGAUGCUCAACGCAUAUGCCCAAAGAGGGGAUCUGGAAGAUGCCAAGAAAGUAUUCCAGGAAUCUUCUCGGCACAACCUUGUGCUCCUUACUGCAAUGGUGGCGGCCUACGCGCACGGCACCCGGCUGGAAGAUGCCAAGAGGAUAUUCGACUGGAUGCCCGAGAGGAAUGUGGUGACGUGGAAUGCGAUGCUGUCCGGAUUCGCCCAGAACCAACGACUGGAUGCCGCGCGGAGGCUGUUCCAGCAGAUGCCCGAGCGCGAUGUGGCCACGUGGAAUGCCAUGCUGGCGGGAUAUGCCCAGAACAGCCACUUGGAGGAUGCCAAGUGGAUGUUUGACUCGAUGCCGCUGCGGAAUAUUACGACGGUAAAUGCCAUGCUGGCUGCGUAUGUACAAAGCGACCGAAUCGAAGAUGCUAGGCAUCUUUAUAGAUCCAUGGAGGACAGGAAUCUAAUUUCUUCGAAUAUUAUGCUUGCCACAUAUGCCCAAUCGGGGCAAAUGCACGAAGCGGAAACACUCUUUGAGUCAUUGCCGGAAGUUAACGUUAUUUCUUCGACCUGUAUGAUAGGAGCUUAUUCUUCAAACAGUCAUGUUGACCGUGCGAAGGCAAUGUUUGACCAGAUUCCACACAAGAACAUUGCUUGUUGGAAUUCGAUGCUCGCUGCAUAUACCGAAAAUGGGCAGUUAGAGCGAGCUAAAGUUUUCUUUGAUACCAUGCCUGAGAAGAACUUGAUCUCGUCAACAACAUUGUUGGCAGCGUUCUCGCAAAACGGCCAUAUUGAGGCCGCCAAAACCCUGUUUGAAAGUUUGCCCCAGAGAGAUCUGAUCUUGUCAACUGCAAUGCUUUCAGCCUAUGCCCAGAACGGGCAUCUAGGAGAUGCCUGCUAUCUCAUCACUAGUAUGCCCGAGACGAACCUCAUCUCCCAGACAGUGAUGCUAAUCGUCUACGCCCAGAGAGGUUUCUUCAACCACGCCAGGCAAAUGUUCAUCCGGAUGCCACAACGGAGCCUCAUUACUUGGAACACGAUGCUGUGGGUAUUCUCCCUCAACCGCGACCUUGCCAGCGCAAAGAAGCUCUUCGAUUCAAUGCCCGAGCGAGACCUCGUCUCGUUUAACUCGAUCCUCGCCGCGUUUGCCACCUCGAGCCAGGACUCUGGAGUCGCAGCGACGGAAGCUUUCCACAGUCUUCUUGCGGUGGAAUCCCCGGACUCCAUGUCCUUCGUGCUCGCGUUGCUCGCUCGCAGCCACACUGGCGGGACCGAGUCCGCGAGGAGCUCCUUCGUCUCGAUGAUCUACGACUUUGGGCUGGCCCCGACGAAGCAGCACUACAACUGUAUGAUCAAUCUGCUGGGCCGGGCCGGGCAUCUGGAGCGAGCGCUGGAUCUCGUCGCGAGCAUGCCGUUUGUGGCCGACGCCAUGGAUUGGAGAUCCCUGCUUGGAUCGUGUAGCAGCGGUGGUGCUAGUAUCAAAGGCGAUCGCGAUGUUCCAACGAGCGCUCUUGGUUUGGAACCCAAAGACGGUGCGUCCUACGUCUUGCUCGCCAACAUUCUUUCGAAUGGUAAUAUGCCUUGA